Molecule: messenger RNA, 1333 nt
Organism: Bacillus rossius redtenbacheri
Lineage: Eukaryota; Metazoa; Arthropoda; Insecta; Phasmatodea; Bacillidae
Product: prostatic acid phosphatase-like
Exons: 8
Coding region: 50-1207 (385 amino acids)
Biological process (GO): dephosphorylation
Molecular function (GO): phosphatase activity
Source: RefSeq, a predicted model, not a curated record
GCUAUCUGUCGGCGCGCAGUCGGCGGGUUGACUCCAGAGAAGAGGCGCGAUGGGUCCGUGGCUGUCCUUGCUGGUGCUGGGGGCGGCGGCGGCGGCUCUGGGGGCGGCGCUGGGGGCGGAGGACUGGGGCGAGACGGUCCUCGUGCAAGUGAUCCACCGCCAUGGAGAUCGGUCUGCGAAGAGAACCUACCCCAACGACCCCUACAACGGCAACUGGAGCUACUACUGGCCCGAAGGUUUUGCCCAGUUGACCAAGGUGGGCUUCGAGCACGGCCACGAGCUGGGCCGGUUCCUGCGCGCGCGCUACGGCUCGCUGCUGCCGGCCAGGUACAACAUGAGCCGCCUGCUGGCGCGCAGCACCGACUCGGACAGGACGCUGCAGACGGCCGAGUGUGUGCUGGCGGGACUGUACCCUCCCCUGCACCACUCGUGGGGCCGCGUGCGCUGGCAGCCCGUGCCCGUCUUCUCCACGCCCUCCGAGCACGACCACAUCCUGAAGGUGCCCAGCUGCGACCUGCUGGACGCCGUGACCGACGCGGUGGCCGACACGGACGAGAUGAAGUGCGUGGACAAGAGGAUAAGCAAGGUGAAGAAGUACCUGAAGAAAGUCGCGGGGACCAGCCAUUGGAACCACGUGUUCGACGCCUUACGCGCCGAGGCGAGCCUGAACCUGACGCUCCCGGAGUGGUCCUCGGAGGUGUACCCCGACACCCUGUCCUCCAUCUGGGCGUGGACCAGGUGGCUGCCCACCCAGCUGCAGCAGAGAUUCAGCUCCGGCGGCCUGAUCCGCGAGCUGACGAAGCGCAUGGAGCAGGCGGCAGAUGGCAGCAGCAGCAGCGGUGGCGACAGGAAGAUGUACCUGUACUCGGCCCACGACACCAACAUCGUGAACCUGCUGUCCUCGCUGCAGGCCUUCAACUUCAUCGCGGUGCCCUUCACCGCCGCCGUGAUGCUGGAGCUGCGGAGACUGUCCGCGGGCGACUAUGCUGUGGCGAUGUGGUACCGGAACACGACCGCCCACGAGCCGUACCUGCUGACGGUGAGAGGCUGCGAGCCGCUGUGCCCGCUGGAGCGCUUCGUCAACAUCACCGCUCCGCUGGUGCCCACCGACUACGCCCAGGAGUGCUGCCAGAAGCUACCCAGCGGCUACAAGGCGCAGCUGGACAAGCCGUCGGUGGACAACCCAUUAUGGAAGGGCUGCAUAUAAAAUAAGCCCUGGACUUCUUCAAGAAACUGGUCAUAUGCAGUAUAUACUCAGCAAUAAAAUAUAGUUUAACGUUACUUCGUAUCUGUUAUGUAACUUAAUGUGAUAAAUGUUGUACGUACUACAAAA